AUGAACUCUAUUGAGAUAAACCCCAGAAUAAAACUCUUGGCGAUAGCAUUAGAGGGUCAGGAGGUCGGUAGUAGGAGGCUGAUAGAUAUCAACCUCCUAGAUGAGGGCCUAGAGCCAACUAUAGUGGGCCUAAAUAGAGAUAUCACCUUAUUUGCAAGAGAGAAGAGACUCAAAGAUCUCCACAAUGCGAUCGAUGUACAUCUAGUUGGCAUACAUAAUCUCCAUAGUGAGUCACAAGAAAUGGGUCGAGGUGAUGCACGCUAG
This is a messenger RNA of Spirodela intermedia, 264 nucleotides long. Lineage: Eukaryota; Viridiplantae; Streptophyta; Magnoliopsida; Alismatales; Araceae. The record is from the annotation of a GenBank genome assembly.